AUUUGCACUUCAAAUACACCCGAGGUCCGAGGCUGCAGACGGGCAUUCAAGAUUGUAAAUCCGAGCCGCCGAAAACUCAAAAGCCGCGGCUGCAGCGACGCCCAAUCCCGUCGUCAACCUUAAACCGUUGAAAAUAUUGGAGGCCAUCAUCAAAGAUGGCGGCCGCCUGCCCCGGGAAUCGAGCGCUGCCAUUAUCAAAGAUGGCCACCGCCUCCGUCCCACACUGGACCUUCAAAAUGUUAACACUGAUCUCGCUCCACAGAUGCUGCCAGACCUGCUGAGCUUUUCCAGCAACCUCCGUUUAUGUGUGCCUGCCUGCGUCCGGUCAGGUGAUUCCACUUUGAAAGAUAACAAAGUUAGACAAGCAGGAGGCAGAAAGGGCACAGCAAGCCGGACAGCAUCGGUAGAUGCGGAACUGAAGGCUCAUGAUCAGAAAGAUGGCGAUCACUAGAACCUCGAGCGCUACCAUCAUCAAAGAUGGUGAUCAACCGCGAACCGCAGAGGGUGCCGCCACGAUCAAAGAUGGCGACCACCCAACGGUGGCGAUGUGCCGCCAUGAUCAAAGAUGGGGGCGAACAGCUGGGCGGGUUUUCUCGAGGCUCGGCGGGAGGACGACGGAGAUGGCGGGGAAAAUAAACACCGAGGAAUGUGCAGAGCUGGCUGUUAAACUCGCCGCUGUCAACAAAACUCUCGAGUUCUCACUACAAAAGCUAAAUGAAUCUGAGAAAGUGAUGAAGAAAUCAAUUCAGUGUCAAGAAUACCUAAAUCAGGGUUUAUCGGAGUCCUAUAUCAUGUCAUCCUUUCCACUAAAAGCUGGGAGGGUCCUCCAUUUGAAACUGUCUGGACAUGCCAAAGGAAACAAAACCAGGAGACAGUUACAUUUAUCCCAGGAGGUUAGCAUGCAUAUAGGGCAGCCAGCAAGCUCACCUAUUCCUGUCACUGUGGAUAUAGUGAGAAAAUUACAAUACUGGUAUGAGAUGCACAUUAAUCAGGCAUUGUCAGUCUGUGAAAACACAGUAAGCAGCCAUACAUGACAUGGUUUGACAUUAGAACACUGUUUCCACUAAAAAUGUGUACGAGAGUGUUGCUCUGAAGAUAUUUCAUGAGAUGACAAGGAGCUAUAAUUCGUUAAUUAUCUGCAAGAACUCAGUGGCUGGCAGAGCUGUGGAGGAUAUGGAAAAGAGAUGGAAUGGAUGAUAAUGGAGGCAAUCAUUAAUAAUUCCUAGAGCAGUCUCAGACUCCUGAAAUAAUGUGCUCAUCUAUUCCUUCAACUUUGUCACUCCAAAUAUACCUUUGUAUGACUCUGUCCAACACAGCCCAAAAAUAAAACUACCU
This is a messenger RNA of Hemiscyllium ocellatum (epaulette shark), 1335 nucleotides long. RefSeq lists its product as uncharacterized. The record is from RefSeq and is a predicted model, not a curated record. Bases 426 to 1034 code for a protein of 202 amino acids. Lineage: Eukaryota; Metazoa; Chordata; Chondrichthyes; Orectolobiformes; Hemiscylliidae. The transcript is spliced from 4 exons.